UUGAAGCGGCCAGAAUAGGAAGAGAGGAGGGGGACGGAAGGACAAAACCGACCGGGGAGAAGAAAAGAGGGAGAAUAGUGGAGUGUUUGUUUUCACUUUAUGUCGCUUUGAAUAACGGUUUUUUGUUUUAAAGCUUUCUCCAGAAGAUCACUUUGACUGAAACAUUCACGGGCAAUAUUUGCAAAGGUUUUGCAUGUGCCGCUACACAGAAAGGGAGAGAGCAGAGCUCGUCAUAGCCGAGACGGUUUGAAUGGUCGUACAUUACUUUUACGAAUUGUGGGGAUACGGACACGUGUUGAGCCCUUUGUAGCCAGUUCCUUGUCUGUUUAAUCAGCAGUAGCCGUGAGAUUAAACUAACAUACCUACGUUAGUUACUUAUAGUCUUGCUGAGUCGUUCUUGUCAAGGCGUCGCUAAAUGCUGAGCAGUUUUGUUUUGGUUUGGUUUUUUUUCUGAAGACGGAGACAAUAGCAAAUCUUCAAGUGACAUUUAAAAUCACAAAGAACUGACCGGCUCAUCAAAGACGGGCGGACACACCACCCGAGUUCUCACCCGGUGUUCCCACAGGAUAUCGACGGACCAUGGCGGCGGUUACAACUCCAGAGUCAAGCCCACAGAGCCGAGUGUAUUUCCAAACGCCCCCCGGUACUGAGGAAGCCGAAACUCCAGUUAGGAAGCAAGGACGCGUUACGGUUAAAUACGACCGAAAAGAACUCAGAAAGAGACUGAUUUUGGAAGAGUGGAUAAUAGAUCAGCUAACUGAUCUAUACGACUGCGAGGAGGAGGCCAUUCCUGAACUGGAGAUAGAUGUGGAUGAGUUACUGGACAUGCAGGAUGAUGUAGACCGAGCUGCGCGGGUCAAAGAUCUGCUGGUGGACUGUUACAAACCUACUGAAGACUUUGUAGCCGAGUUACUGGACAGAAUUCGUGGAAUGCAGAAGCUCAGCACACCACAGAAGAAAUAAAGCCCCUCCUACCUGAGCCCCUCCUACCUUAGCUCCUCCUACUUUAGCUCCUCCCACCUGACCUGCUCCUACUUUAGCUCCUCCUACCUGAGCCCUCUCACACUGCCUCCCACUUCAUGUUGGUGGUCAAGGCUGUGCUCCCCGCCGCAGGUGCUCAACCAAUCGUAGGUCUCGACCACAGUAAAUACUGAGGCGGAAGGAAUGAGAUCAUUGGGGGAUCUAGCCAAUCAGAUUCUUAUAAGCAGGGUUUAUUUUUUUCCCUCCUAAUUUUGUGAAUUUUAUGGUAUUUUAUUUUUGAAGGGGAAAGAUCUUGUUGUGUUUUUAAGCAUUUGUAGAAGUCCUAUCAAUAUAUUUCUACACAUAUGACUAUACCUAUUUUAGAUGUUAGGAGAUUUUCUUGAAUUCUUUUCUUUUUCUGCUGCAGUACUAUGUAUCUGUCCUCACUAGUUGAUAGCCUGUGCUAAGGCCAUCACCACUCUGUAGUGAGUUUAGAAAAGAUGGAAAAGAAGUGGCCUUGCCCCUUUUUAAAAUGUAUUCUUCCCUUAUCCCUACCUUUUGACUCUUUGAUCUUGUAUUCAUCACUCACUGCGCAAGGGCUUUGCUACGAGAUGUUAAAUAGAUCGUUAUUUGUAGUGGCUUCAGUACUGAGUUAUACAGUAGGGGGUAGAGAGGUGGAAAGUUGGAGCUGUCAGAAUUUCUUUUUAAAUUAACCUCCCUCUAGGCAUACAAGCACAGACCAAGACGCCUGUUCAAACACAUACGCAUGCGCGCGCACACACACACAUAUUCACACAGACAAAAACACAAAUUUUAAGACCCUCAGGGAUCCGUGGAAAAAGAAAACACACAGAGAUGUGCGCAUUGGCUCUCUGUCAAUAGCGCGCGGAGAGAGAAGAGAGAGAGCGAUGGCGGCAUGGUACAGAGCGAGAGAAAGGAAAAGAGCGAGAGAUAGCAGUAUGGUGUAGGUUGCUGCAGAUUGCCACUGACAUUGCCAGUGCAUAGUCUCACCAUUAAUCCUUUUAUGUGAUUCCGCUAAAUCAUCUUACCCAGAAAGCCACCUGCCUCCACUAUCGCAGCCAAUCAGACAUAAUAGUGAUAGGAUUAAUCGCAUAUUCACAUUUUCCAUUUGCAAAUUUUACACAUUUUCACAGUGCGUGUAAGUAGAUAGCUGCCCCCCCCCCCCCC
This is a messenger RNA of Electrophorus electricus (electric eel), 2148 nucleotides long. It is a transcript of the gene ppp1r14bb, whose product is annotated as protein phosphatase 1, regulatory (inhibitor) subunit 14Bb. Gene Ontology annotation, molecular function: protein serine/threonine phosphatase inhibitor activity. Gene Ontology annotation, biological process: innate immune response; regulation of phosphorylation. Gene Ontology annotation, cellular component: cytoplasm. The record is from RefSeq and is a predicted model, not a curated record. Lineage: Eukaryota; Metazoa; Chordata; Actinopteri; Gymnotiformes; Gymnotidae.